CAUUUGCAUAAAACCCCUUUUAGCUAUACCAUAAACCCUACAGUCCAGUCUUUUUCUCAAUACCUUACUUCUGCAUUUCCCAAAUGGCCACUUUUACGAGAUCGAUCCGCCGUACUUUCUCCACUGCUGCUACAACCACAUUAUCUCCAAUCAGAGCCAUCUCCGAUGACUUAUACAAAGAGCGCAACCUCAAAAGACUCGUCGAAAAAUUCAAACAGUAUUCAGAUGUCAACCGUUUCCGCACCAAAAACGGCAUUUACGAGUCUACAGUUCAGCGAUUAGCCUCAGCCAAAAAGUUCAAAUGGAUCGAAGAAAUCCUCGAACACCAAAAGCAAUACAGACUCGACAUUUCCAAAGAGAGUUUCGCUGCAAGGCUCGUUAGUUUGUACGGAAAAUGCGGGUUGUUUGAGCAUGCACAGAAAGUGUUUGAUGAAAUGCCAGAGAGGAAUUGUAAGCAAACUUUGAAAUCCGUUAAUGCCCUUUUAGGGGCUUGUGUCAAUUCGCAGAAGUAUGACGAACUUGAGACCUUGUUUAAGGAAUUGCCUGAAAAACUGAAGGUAAAGCCCGAUGUGGUCACGUAUAAUAUUAUGAUUAAGGGGUUAUGUGAUAAAGGGACAUUGGAUAAAGCAGCUGCUUUAAUUGAUGAGAUUGAAAAGAACGGGUUAAAACCUGAUUUGGUUACAUUUAACACCAUACUAGGUGCAUUUUACUGUACUGGUAAGUUUGAUGCUGGCGAAAAAACGUGGAAAUUAAUGGUUAGCAAGAAUGUUAUUCCGGAUAUUAGAAGUUACAAUGCUAAGUUGGUUGGAUUGAUUAAUAAUAGCAAAGUCUCGGAGGCGGCCAAGCUUGUUGGUGAACUGGGAAGUUUUGAGUUAAAGCCUGAUGUGUUUACUUAUGGCACUUUGAUUAGAGGAUAUUGUGAUAAGGGUAAUUUGGAGGAGGCUAAAAAGUGGUACUUAGAAUUGGUGAAGAGUGGAUCUUCU
This is a messenger RNA of Nicotiana tabacum (common tobacco), 983 nucleotides long. NCBI's taxonomy places the organism in Eukaryota, Viridiplantae, Streptophyta, Magnoliopsida, Solanales, Solanaceae. The record is from RefSeq and is a predicted model, not a curated record.